GUGGAACACAGGACAGACGAGAGUGAAGAAGAGGAAGAGGCAGUCAGCUAGGCCGGUCAGAAAGAACAGCAACAGCAAGAGUGUUGACAGUACCGUGAGGGAGUCGGGACGAGAAGCAGGCUGGAGAAAGAAGUGUAACCUGCCAAGAUGGCUUUGUUGCACCUCUCCCACCUUUACCGGAGCGUGGGUAUGCAGCGACAGGUGUUGCAGAAGUGGCAGCCCCUUAUGUAUGGGGGUGCCAGGUGGUGCAGUGAAGCAGCCAAGGACGUGGUUCCCGCAGCACAACAGCGGGGGGACAAAGGACCCAAUAACCUCGGCAGGCUGGGACUCACUGAUCAUAGAGUGAAUAGAUUUGAAAAAUUACUCCUGGUUUGGGGUGGCAAAUACAAGUCUGUUGCUGAUGUUCCAAAUUUAGUGAGCCAAGACGCGCUUGAACGAGCUCGUAACAAAGCAAGGAUCAAGAUCAACAUAAUGAUGUGUGUGGCAACCCUGUUGGGUUGCUUUGCAAUGAUCUAUUCAGGAAAGAAGGCUCGGGAUGCUGGGGAAAGUGUUGUCAAGACAAAUCUGGACUGGCACAAGAAAAUCAAUGAAGAAUAUAAGAAAGAACAAGAAGGACAGUAACUCAAAUACUCAUGAUUUCUGUUGGUUAUUAUUAGAGACUUCUGAAGUAAUGCAAUGUUUAAUUGAAUUUAUAAUUAAGGUAGUAAAUAAUAUUGUACAGAAUUUUUAGGUACAUUUGGUACAGAAGUUGCUAUAUCUUGAAUAUUUAUUUACUUCUUUAUUUAAUUUUUUUUACAUGGCUAUGAGCUUGUAGUGGACAAGAAAAGGCAUUUCUGGAAGUCCAGCAAUUUUUACAGCUUUAAAACUAAAUUUUGAUAUAGAUUAUCUAUAUUUCAAUAUUUUCAAUAUAUCUAUCUAUAUAUAUUUAUAUAGUUAGCUGGAAGCCCCUUUAAAAGCAAGUAGGCUAGGAAAGUGUUAUUGUGGGAAUAAACAUGGAGGAGGGCUCCCCACUUCCCUCUCACUUAAUUGGUUUUUACAACUUGCAAGGAAUAUGAUUCUUCCAACUUGGCUGGCAGGCUGUGCAGCAUGGCUGAUUUUUUUUUUUCAAUUUAUUUAUUUUUUUCACUUUCAGAGGGAAUUUAUAUUAAUUAAUGUAAAUUAAUUUUGUCUUUCAUGGGAUUUUUAGAUAAAUAUUUUUUGAUAAAUGCACACAAAAUUGUAUUUGUCAGGGAUGGUACAGCUCAAUAUAGUGUUCUUGAUUCCUAUGUAUGUAUAUCAUAGCAUUAUGCAAAGUAUUAAAGAUAUUUUUCCUAAA
Scylla paramamosain (green mud crab) is the source of this 1315-nucleotide messenger RNA. Its product is annotated as UPF0389 protein CG9231-like. Bases 148 to 621 code for a protein of 157 amino acids. The transcript is spliced from 3 exons. Lineage: Eukaryota; Metazoa; Arthropoda; Malacostraca; Decapoda; Portunidae. The record is from RefSeq and is a predicted model, not a curated record.